This is a messenger RNA of Nanorana parkeri, 2737 nucleotides long. RefSeq names its product IQ motif and ubiquitin domain containing (gene IQUB). Gene Ontology annotation, molecular function: protein binding. Bases 1 to 2550 code for a protein of 849 amino acids. Gene Ontology annotation, cellular component: acrosomal vesicle; motile cilium. Gene Ontology annotation, biological process: cilium assembly. The record is from RefSeq and is a predicted model, not a curated record. The transcript has 12 exons. NCBI's taxonomy places the organism in Eukaryota, Metazoa, Chordata, Amphibia, Anura, Dicroglossidae.
AUGGAACAUUCAGGUAAACCUUCUGACAGUACAGAUGUCGGUCUGCAAACCUAUGAGGAGAAUGAAGAAACUGCAGUUAAUGAUCUCAGUGAAGACAUGGCUUCCAUUGUGCCAUCUGUAAGAGAUGAGGAAGCAUUGCAGGAACAAGAGCAGAACUUCAAUGUUCAGCGUGAAGGGGUACAAAGCAUGGAUGAGCAAUUGCAUACUGACAUUGAAGAAAGUCCAGAUAUCUCAGAAGAUUUAAAUACCAGUCAGGACAUGGUCAGCAAAGAUCAUGAACCUGAUUCUGCUGAAAGGCAACAUAAACAGGAGGCUGAACUUACACCACUGGACAGUGUUAUAGAUCCAGCUGUGACAGGGGAGCAACUUAUUGGAGAUCAGACUGCUUCAGAGCUCAGCAUUGAUUUACCAGAAAAAGAGCAGGUGCCAGAGCCAAUGCAGGAAGAACAUGUACAAAUAAUAAAUCAUACACAGGCAGAAGAGAUUACAGUGUCAAAAAGAGAAGAAGAGGAUCCAUCUGCAGAAACAGAUAAGAACAUUUCUUCAGAUAUAACCAGUCCAACAGCAACAGUUAAGGCAAUGCUAGUACCUGUUGGUCAAGUGGUUACUAUUGCAUUUUCCAUUGGAAAGUCUGUGGGAAACCUUAAAAGUUACUUUGCAUCCCAGAUGAAAAUACCAGAAACAGUCAUACGUAUUAUGUUUGAAGGCCAAACAGUAGAAGACCAUGAGACUUUAGUAGAUCUUGGCAUCACACCUCAUGGUACUAUCCAGCUGGAUAUGCAGUCAAUGGAUCCUGAAAACUAUCCAAUCAAAGCUAUGAAAUUUCAGCAUGAAUACAGCAUGCCAGAUGUCAUAACUGUCAGGGUACAAACAGGAGAAGAUGCUUAUCAAGAUAUAGCAGUGGAAAUUGAAAGAUUAAACUACCGCAAACCGUAUCUGGGUGGAUAUCGACACAAAUUGACAGAAGUGGUGUACCACCAUGCUGGAACACAGACUGUACCCAAAAAAAGACCAGAUAGAGGAGUUGAAGUAUUCUGUAGAGACACUCAGACGGUAUUUGAAAAGAACAAGCCUCAACAGUCAAGGAAUACAAUGUCUACACAAAUGACAAAAAUAAGUUACUAUGUAUCAAAUAUAACUGAUAAACUCUUGCAACCCUCAAAAUAUGUUACAGCAGAUGAGUAUCACGCCAGAAGAGUGAGAGCAGUGAUAGUAAUACAGACUUACGUUCGACGAUUUCAUGCCAAAAAAGUGGUGGAGCAACUUAGAGAGGAAAAAAACCUGAGACUGCAAUGGGAAGAAAGGGAGGAAUUGCGAAAGAAGCAAGAGAAAGAAGAAAGGCUGAGAAAAGAUUAUGAGCGCCGAAUGAAUCCGAAGACUAAGGAAGAUUUUGAACUUCUCUACCAUGCACUUGAAUUAUGGAGAAAAGAAGAAGUGGAACGUAUUAACCAACAAUAUACGGGUGCUGAAAGGAAAGCAGCUCUAUGUGCACUGCUGGAACAGGAGACCCAGCUGAUCUCUUCUAUUGGCAGACACAAAAUAGAUGCUGGAGAAGAAAGCCAGCAGAAAGCUAUACAGUCUCUCCUAAACAAGUGUUGUGAACCCAAAAAAUGGAAAGCAUUUGAUGGAAGAAUAACGGAGAUGGAUACCCAGUUUACAAUCCGUGCCAGAGAGUUACAUGAGAUUUAUAACAGCAUUAACACCCAAUACUUCACUCGUGAUGAGAGGCUUGAUGCUCUUUUGACACUUAAGCAUACUGUCAAGGAACACGAUUGCAAAUUGACCCAAGAGAUUGUAGAGCUAAUUGACAGAGAGGCUGACCUUUUAAUGCGUGGUGUACAAGAACACAACUUGGAAGGACUUCGGAAGAGAAUAUCCACGCUUUUCCUACAAUACAUAAAAAUCCCCACAUUUAACCCUGAAAUUGCCAGAUUACUCAAGGUUCCACAAGAUCCUGCCGUUCUUCGAAAAAAUAUAUAUUUCUGUCUCAGCUGCAAAAGCUACUUACCAUCAACUGAGUUUUCUCUUUCUGCCAAUGCUCGCAGUAUUGGCAGGUGUCGAAAAUGUUCAAAACUGGAUAAUGAAGCUCGACAGAGAGAAGAAUUUUCAAAAUAUAGACUGUUACUGAAACAACUGAAAAAAUCAGAAGUAGAAUAUGGGGAUGAUGCUAAAAUAGCAUUUGUGCUCCAGCAAGAAGACCUCCAAUAUCUUGUUGAGAAUAUCUGGGCAGCUCAAUCUGUUGUCAGUGCCUGUGAUGACCUUUAUGAUCUAGUCAUGGUUAGGUGGGACAAAUACUGCGAGUGGUCUCCAUGGAACUGUAUCCUCUUAACAAAAGAUGAAGCGGCUGCCCAUCUCAAACUUGGCUAUGCGGAGCAGGCUUAUGGCAUUGUUUUUAUUCGAAAGAUCAAGCACAGACACACUCUUGCCAAGAACUAUUUUUCACAGAUUCCAGAGAUGGCACCAUUUCUUCAUCGGGAGAAAUCGAAUCAGAUGCCUGCAGUUAAUGAUCUGGUUAUUAGUAAACCUAUUACUGCUGCUUUUCAAAACUAGACUAUUUUCUGCUUACUUCAGUAUGUUUGUCUUUUCCGUUAAGUGCCUUUAUUUUUUCCCUGCUGGGUAAUUCAAUGAUAGAACAUUUUCUGAUUCCAGCUAUGCUCAGUACAGUUCUCUGGAUCCUGUAUCCCUCACCCCCAGACAUAGAGCUGUAAUUGUAACAUUACCAAACUUAAUAUAAAAA